This is a messenger RNA of Trichophyton rubrum CBS 118892, 3461 nucleotides long. RefSeq lists its product as uncharacterized. The transcript has 2 exons. NCBI's taxonomy places the organism in Eukaryota, Fungi, Ascomycota, Eurotiomycetes, Onygenales, Arthrodermataceae. The record is from RefSeq and is a predicted model, not a curated record. Bases 503 to 2743 code for a protein of 746 amino acids.
AUAUCUCUUAUUUGAUUUUUCUUUAUUUUUUCCUGGCUCCCUUUAAGCAGCCCUGGACCCGUCCCUCUGGACUGGCAGGACAGGGACUCCCAAAAAGGACACACAGAACAACAUCAGAUAAGAACAAAAGGGGAGACAGAAACACCUUCGUUACACAUCGAAAGACAAGGUGUCGGAGAGAAGAAUAAUAUAACACAUUGCAUGCAAGAAAAGAUAUGCGGAUACCAUGUUCUUCGCUGGUCUUGAUCUAUCCUUGUCUUGGCUGAUACCGUGAACACAUUCGAAGAACAAACUGUUACAUUCCUGCAAGGAAUCAAUCUCGCUUUGCGUUAGAGAGGUAAUUCUUUCAUUUUAUAUCGUCCCCUUCCACAAUGACCGAACAGGAAGAAUCAGCAAUUGAUAACAAGAACUACGAUCCUGAUCGUAUAGCUCCGCAAUUGACCGAUUCAAUACAAUACUUUUUAUCCGAAGUUUCCCAACAGCCACUUCGAUAUUUACCGCCAUGCCACCCAAGACGAAGAAGACGAAGCUCGCCGAACGCCGUGCUGCUGCCACAGCUGGUACGGUUGGGAAAGAUGGGGCUGGCAAUAACAAGAAUGGAGAUGUCUUCCACUUUGUGACCGUGAAUCCCAUAUCAGAGGACCAGAAGCUGGAGAACAGGACCUUGAUCCGUUCACAUGCCAGUAAGUAUAUUUGGAGGCAGCAUCGAGCUGUGCGAGCUGAAAAUACUGGAUCAGGAGGGGCGUCUACCAACGUUAGUAUGAGCGGAAAUGGGAACGGCUCCGGGUUAGCGGUUCGUCAGUAUUCCGCUGCUGAUGCUGGUAAGACGAUGGCAGCGUCUCGACGUCGUGGACAGACAUUAAAGACAUGGUCCGCGGGCGUUAAAGAGGAGACUCCGCCGAGUAAUUCUAGUACUCGAAUGGCAAUGGGCAUGAGUGUGCAUAGAGCUGUUGACAUGAAUGACAGUGUGCCCAGCAUCGAGCCGGCUGUCGUAAACGGGAACUGGAACGAUAUACAUACCAAUGUUGAUACAGGCUGUGACGACCAAGGCGAGGUAGACGCCGACGCAGACGGAGAUGCGGAAGAUGUCUCACGAGACAAUAACAAUAUCCAGGCCAAUGACAGUGUUGUUGUUGUCGACGAAGAGAGUAGCAACUCUGAUGGCUCUCCUCCACCUACUGGCUGUCUUGCCAUAGCACCACACAUAAGGACCCCAGCUUCCAGCGUGGGCAGUAACAACGUCAACCGCCCAUUCAACCAACUUAUACACUGGCUUGAGAACCCUGGUCAGAUAUGUCCGUCGAUACUAGACGAGGGAGCUAUAGGCAGGCUCAUGCGUUACGCUGCCUUUGAUCUCUGGCCUGGCCUCGUCCUGGGCGCAGAGGGUCAGCGCUGGGGCCGCGAAGCUGCAGCCGGUGUGUGGCUACCUCGGGCAAUGGCGAAUCCAGCACUGUUCACCGCCUUCUUGUACGGAGCAGCCGGCCAUAUGCAAACCCGUCGCCGGCUGGAUAGCGUACAGGUCUCCCCUCAGACAAGAGCCGAGAAGAUGGAGCAAAUCGUCUGUGAGACCGAGACAAUCAAGCAGCUGAACAAGAUGAUGAAGGACCCUACCCAGGCGUUUUCCGACGAAGUUGUUCUCGCUGUCUUGUGCAUGGCGUUCAACCGAAUAGAUUACUCUGGCUGGAAGCCCUCUGACCCAUCUCCGAAAGCGCCCCUGAGGAACCUGCAGUGGUUGGAUGUAUAUGGCGGGCUGUCAUUGAAUGACCAUCAUGUCAAGGGGCUAAUGGCUAUCAUCGAGACGAGGGGAGGACUCAAGUCGAUAAAGAUGCCUGGUCUGGCCGAGACUUUAUCUACAUCUGGAGUGAUGCUGUCAACGAAAUACCUGGCCAAACCCCGUCUACCCUUUGUGCCUAUUUUCAAGGAGACAGCCAUAGGUCAGACACCGAACUGGCCAACGCUGAACCCGACGCCUGGCACCAAUGGUUCAGGCUACUCUGGAGGCUCCUCGGGCGAGUCGUCUUCAGCAAUGACCACAACCCUACACUACCUCCUCAGCACUCGACCAAUGCACAACUCCAUCCCUACCAAUCCCCUCUCUCCGAUCCCACCCAACCUACAAGUCAUCCUGCAGAACAUGCGGGAAUACAAUAUUGUAGUCGACCUACAGACCCAGGGCUUGCUACCGAACCUGGAACUGUCUGUUAUUGCCGACCGCCGCAACUAUAUCCAAUACAAUCUGGUCUCCCUACCUGCUUCCUACGAAUUUCCAGACAGCUACAACGCCAUCUACCGCCUGUAUGAACCCUGUCGCCUCGCAGCAAUGGUCUACAGCAUGCUAGUUAUAUUCCCAUUACCUGCAGCCAACCGGCCAUUCAAGCAGCUGGUAGCACAGCUUAUACAAUCCCUGAUAACCGUAGACGGUGAUGAGGGAAGCGGCUGGGCGGCUGAAUCCGGCCAGUGGCCGUGGGAGUACGAACGAGAAGGCAGCCAGGACCUGACCCCCGAGGAAGAGGAGCGGGUGUCGUGUCUAUACCUGUGGAUCAUCGUGAUGGGCGGAAUAGCGUCUCGAGGCAUGGGGCCCAACAGCGAGUGGUUUGCUACCCGGUUCGAGCAGACACUGCAGAUGAAGGGGAUGUCGACGUGGGAAGAGGUGAAGCAGUGCGUGACCUCGAUAAUGUGGAUGGACAGCGUCUGUGACUAUGGCGGACUGGCCUUUUGGAGAGAGACUCGAGACGGCUUCUAGUUCCGUCUACCUGUCUGUCUGCUCUCCCGUCUCUUUAUAUAUGCUCUUUGACUGCCGAUUUAUGCCCCUUUCUUGCGUAUACCAUCAUGAUUGGUGUUUGUUUCUCUUCCUGGUGUCUUGGAAGUAUCUGUCUAUAGGACUGGCGGUAUAUCUCUGCUUUAAAUUUCUGCUCUUAUCUUCUCUUAUCCUCCUCUUCUUCUAUCAUCCCCUCUUCCCAUGCCUAUCCAUAUCAACGUCCCUUCUGCCCCUGACCCUGACUCCCUUAUAGUUAGUCUGACAAGUCUUGCCACUGACACCUGUCACCCCCAGCCCCUGCCAACUCUACUAUCCUGCUCCGCCUACCCACGCCUUCAUUAACGUCAUCGCCUUCACCACCAUCAAUAUCAUCAUCAACAUCUCCAUCUUCUUAUUCUUCUUCUUCUACCUCCAUCUCUUGUCUUUUCGACUUCUUUUCGAUUUCUUUUCUUCCCCCUUUUCUUCCUAUAAAAAGCAACGUCGUGGGGGCCAUGCUUAGUCAUAUGUAAUGUCACGUUUACCAUACGCGUGGGACCUUUUUGCUGCGUUGACCAACCAAAUUUCUGUAUAUCUCAGCUUGUAAGCAGGAAACCGCUUAGUCAUCACUGAAAUCUCUUCUCUCUUUUUUUUUUCGCCUUCAACUUUUUUUUUCUUCAUCUCAAAAUCUUCAACUUCGACUUUUUCUUCUUCUUUCUCAUCUGCU